AGGUAAGAAAAAUGUAAGAUGGAAUAAGGGACAAGAAUGAUGGAUCGGUUCUCUCAUUGCCAUCCUUAAACGUGAUGAGUAGGUGAUGAGCCCGAGGACGGCUCAACUUCUUUAUGAGUCAUGCCAUCCUCGGGCUUGACUAAAAUUGCUCAUAUCAGUAAGAGAAUUUCCAAUUUACCAAGAUCAAUUUUCUUCUACAUGUGAAAUACCGUCCGUCGUCGAUGUCCGUACACGACCAGACGACGACGAUUUUAUCUCAGUUAUUAUUUGCGGCCAAUAGUGCAAUGCUUGGCAUUGGCUUAGCUUACGUUGCUAUUCGCAGCAUAUUCAAAUUCACCGCCUCUACAUCAGCUCUCCGCAAAAUAGACAAAUCGCCUUCUGUCCAACCUUUUGACCUCCGUUCUCUCCUGGCCAACAGAGAUAGUAAUAGUAACAUCUGUAAUAGCGAAAGUAAAAAUCAAUCGAAUGGUGAUGGUGGAAAACUCAUAAUUGUUCGCGGCGGCAUGGAGGCAAAAUCCACGGUGGAGAGGCAAGCGAUGAUCCUGGGAGGUGAUACUAGUAAUGUUCUUGUUUAUCAGGAGUCGGGAGAGAGCGGCGUUAUCUUGCAGCGAACUCAAACUUUAAAAAAUGCUUGGUCUGCAGAACUUCAUUUCCCAUCAUUUAUCUGGUACUGGAAUAGAUGGAAAGAGUGGAGACAACAGAGGCAAGCACAACAACAAAACAAUUUUGCAACUAAUGUGUUCCCCUUCAGAUUGCAGCUGAUGGAGAGACUGGAGACGUUCCUGAUGGAGAACUUUCUGUGAUUUGCCUGAUGAGAAGGUGCAGAUCUGCUUUCAUUCUUCGUGGACAUCAGGUCUGCUGCCAGCGUUGUGACCUAUCAGUUGAACGUGAAAUAUCACGCAAGUGUCCCGUAUGUAGGCAGACAAUCCAGAAUUCUGUAAGAAUAUAUGAUUCUUGAGGAUGAUCAAUAUACUUCUGAAAUAAAUAGCUAGAAAAGGACUUGUAUGUCUUGUGGAGAAACUUCAUGGCAAUUCUUUUUCCUUGGGAUCACAGUCUAGAGACGAUAAGAGAGACUAGCAGAGAUUAUCGCUUAGGAAAAUAUUCCAGUCUAAUACAAUAACAUGAAUAUUACUGUAUAUAAUUCAAUUAGUUUGAAUGUCACUUUUUAUUGUAUA
This is a messenger RNA of Olea europaea var. sylvestris, 1175 nucleotides long. RefSeq names its product E3 ubiquitin-protein ligase SPL2-like. The record is from RefSeq and is a predicted model, not a curated record. Gene Ontology annotation, molecular function: ubiquitin-protein transferase activity. Bases 222 to 803 code for a protein of 193 amino acids. NCBI's taxonomy places the organism in Eukaryota, Viridiplantae, Streptophyta, Magnoliopsida, Lamiales, Oleaceae. The transcript has 3 exons.